This is a messenger RNA of Anoplopoma fimbria (sablefish), 3833 nucleotides long. RefSeq names its product centrosomal protein of 164 kDa-like. The record is from RefSeq and is a predicted model, not a curated record. Lineage: Eukaryota; Metazoa; Chordata; Actinopteri; Perciformes; Anoplopomatidae. Bases 290 to 2731 code for a protein of 813 amino acids. The transcript is spliced from 17 exons.
CCUCGGCACGUCUCUGGAGCUACAACGGCCUGAGACCUCCAGAGGUCGGCUGGUCCGCACUUCAAACACCCAACUGGAAGACCCUGAACUCCGCUUACAAAACCAAGAAAGCUCAGUGGAGGAAGAGCCGAGCUGGAGAAUCAGAAAAGACAGGGAGAAGAAAGAGAGGGAGGAAGUGGAGGAGGAGGAGAGGAAGAGGGCAGAGAGUGAGGAAAGGAGUCUGAGGGAGAGGAAGGAGGAGAGGGAGAGGAGAAAAGCAGAUUCAGAUGUGGAGGAUGAGAGGGAGCAUAUGAUGAGGAAGAAGGAGAAGAGAAUUCUUCUCCUCCAAGAGGAUCUGAGGAGAGAAGAGGAGGAGGAGGAGAGGAAGCUGAAGGAGGAGAGCGAGGAGAGACUGAGGGCUCUGCGGCAGCGUCUCCUUUCUAAGAGGAGAGAGGAGGAGGCCAGGCUGAAUGAGGAGUCUGAUAGGAUGCUGGAGGAGCUCAGAGAGUCUGCCCAACAGGAGAGGAAACGGCAGCAACAACAACUCAGGGAGGAGAGCGAGGUCAUGCUGAAGGAGUUACGCAUCGCUCUGGAGGAAGAGCAAGCGGCGGAGCGCGGCAGACUGGAGGCCCAGAAGAGACAGGACUCUGAACGUCUGAAGGCGGAGUCGGAGGAGGAGCUGCAAGCGGAGAAGAGGAGACUCCAGGGAGAGAGGGAGGAGAAACUGAACUCUCUGAAACACGAGGUCAAAAUCACAGAGCGGAGGAGGGAGCUCAUGAGUCCACGACCUGAACACCAACUGGCAGAGUACCACCGAGAGCUUGGGGAUGUUCUUCAGGAAGUGCGGGAGGAAGUGCAGCGUGAUCACGAGAGGAAGCUGGAGCAGCUGAGAGACGACCACAGGAGAGAGAUGAACAGCAUCAGAGAGAAAUACCUGGAUGAGGAGACUGAUCAGAGGGCGCGCUUGCUCUCUUCUCUGCAGGAGGACAGAGAGCAUCUCCAGGCCUCGCACGCUGUCCAACUGGAGAAACUCCGCGUGCAGCUCAGCGCACAGAUACAAAAGACACAGCUGACACACACGCGCAAGGAGUCAGAACUGGACGAUCUGGCAGAUCAGUUGGAGCUGAGAGCCAAAGAGCUGAAGAGCCAGGAGACCAUGCUGCAGACAAAGGCGGCAGAUCUGAAGAGGAGGAGGAAGAAGCUUGGGGAGGAAGAGGAGGAAGUGGACAGACAGAUAGAUGCCUUACCCCGGCUGAUCCAGGAGAGAGACCAGCUGAUGGAGGAGCUGGAGAGGAUGCGAGAGGAGAAACAUCAAGCCAGAGAACUCAUCCAGCGAGCGAGGGAGGAGAGGAGUGAGGCCAAGGAGGAGGGGGAGAGGUUGAGGGAGGAGAGAGACAAAGCCAGGGAGGAGAGCCGGAGGGCCAAGGAGGACAAGGCGCGACUGGAGAGCAAGGUGGCGCUGCUGCAGGAGAGAUGCGACCGCCUCAGUCGCAGAGUCAGUGAGCUGGAACAAAACGAAGGAGUGAGCGCCUCCCCAAGACCAGAACCUAAACAAGACAAAAAGAAAACAGAGAAAACAGAGAGGACGGCGCCCUCCACUGACAGGAGAGACUCAGCGCUACAUGUGGAAGACCUGGACGACCCGCCGCUCUCCCCUGUACCUGACAGCCACAGCGGCAUGGAAGAGUUCCGACGCUACAUCUCCUCACAUGGCGCUUCCAUCCAAAAAACCAAACUCUUCCUGGAGAGGGAGAGCAGCCGGCUGAUGGAGAGACAGGCAGCUCUGCGGGCGGCCCAGAGCAGCUCCUCUCAGGACCCCAACCAGGAUGGAGGGGUGACUGUGGAGAUGAUAAGAAACCUCCAGCAGGAGGCCAGAAAUGUGGUGGAGAUGCAGCGGACGGUUCAGAGAGGAAACACUCUCCUGCGGAGGAAAGAGGAGCAACUCCAGCAGCUCGAGAGCUCCAUAGCUGAUGAGCCGCUCAUAGAGGAUCUGUCUCGGCUGGCGGGAGAGAGGAAGGUGACCUUUGAUGUGACUGAAUCUGACCUCAGCAGCACUGUGGACCCACCGGAUGGGACAGGUCAUCCCAACGUCCCGGACAAAGUCCAGGAGUUAGCCGAGUCCCUGCAGCAGAUCUCAGGUCAGCUCCACACCGUCCUGAGUGCGUUGGGUUCACUGACAGAGAGGCAGAGCUUCACACCCUACACCGCCUUUUCUCUGCCUCUGUCUCAACCUUACUCCAACCCUGCUGCCACCUCCACCUCUGCCUCAAUCAUGCAGCAGAUUCACAACCUGAGCUCCGGCUCCUCAGCUCCACCUCCCCCGCUGAGACUCUCAGAGCCGUCCUGGAGCUGGGCUCCCCAAGGCAGCUCCGCCGCCGCCCCUCUCUUCAGUACCCCCAUCAGCAGUGGGCUGAGGGCCUCUGAGGACCUCAUCAACAGCCGAUGGAGCCAGCUAUUCCCCAGAGCAGCCAUGGACCCACUCGCCUCCAGCACCUUGGGGACUACCUCUGCAUACCCGUCAUACACUCCUGCUAGCGAGCACAGUCGUAGCCUGCGGUCGGUGCAGAAGUCGGUGGAGGUGGACGGACAGCGGCUGCAGGGCCUGAUCGACGGCAACAAGAGGUGGCUGGAGAUGCGCAAGAAAGACACCAGCAUACCUCUGUUCACUCGCUAUCGGGCUCCUUCCACCAAGAGCAGCCUGGUCCAGCUGGGCCUGGACGAUAACAACCAGAUCAGAGUCUAUCACUACUGAGGACACGACACACACAGUUCUGUCCUGUUGCACUGUGACUGGCGCUGAGGACUUUGGAACAUUAACGACCGUGGCAGGUUAGCGUUGUUACGAUGACACGCAGGGCCUCACGGGAGCUUUGAUUAAAAAAGAAACUCAGUUCAAAGGUUUUCAGGGAAAGUCGGACCUCGUCUGCUGUGAUUGGAGGAGGAGAUCAAUUCAGGGAGCAGCAUGUCAGAGAGGGCUGAGGACUCCUUUAACAAACACAAGUUAGAGGUUUGAUCCUCUCGGCAUGUUGAAGUGUCCUUGAGCGAGACCAAGUGGUUCCAAUGGUGUUUACAGCAGCUCAUUGCUCCUGAAAAUGCUUAGGAUGGGUUGAAUGCAGAGGUCACAUGUGUUUACCUCUAUGUGUAUGAGGAUUUAAAUGAUGUGACUGGGAGCCACAGUUAAGUCACGUUUACACAUUAAAGCGCCAACCCAGACUUGGGCCAAACUGUGGUUUAGUUUACAUUGAUGUCAAACGGGAAAGUCAAGACAAUCACAGAGAAGUAUUUACUGCACUUACUACACUUCUUUUACUGAAAAAAAAAAAUCCCAGACAUCUUUCAACGUAUCUUUCAUGUCGUGAACGCAUUUGUCGCAGCAGGCGGGACGCAAACACUACAAUGGUGCUAAACAGCGGCCAUGUUUCAGUUGUAUUUAUGACACUUCUUUUGUGACUGAUUUCUUCAUAUUUAGUUGUUUUAACCUGGGAGGAAUAGACAUUAGAAUCCCUGUUUGUAAAAAUGAAGCCAAUACACUUUUAUUUCACAUUCAUUACUUCUCCAUAUUCCACAGAUGUUAGCACAUCAUUAGCAGUGAAAUGUUGAUUAAUGUAAACUUAGUGUGCAGGCAGAGAAAAAUGUAUUUUGUGCAUAUGUGUGUGUAAAUAAAUGCUGUAUUUUUCUAUAAAAUAUUUUAAUAAAUGGAAUUUUAUAUAUAUAAAUGUAUGGUGUACUGACCCUGUUAAAUGCAAGUACUGUUGUGUAUCUGUAUCCAAAGCCUGAAUACGAUACUGUAUCAUGUUCAGUCAAUCGAGACGUAGAUCAAGACUCAAGUUCAUAGACUACAGAAGAUCAGGUUU